Molecule: messenger RNA, 1808 nt
Organism: Lingula anatina
Lineage: Eukaryota; Metazoa; Brachiopoda; Lingulata; Lingulida; Lingulidae
Product: nondiscriminating glutamyl-tRNA synthetase EARS2, mitochondrial
Biological process (GO): glutamyl-tRNA aminoacylation
Cellular component (GO): mitochondrion
Molecular function (GO): zinc ion binding; ATP binding; glutamate-tRNA ligase activity
Source: RefSeq, a predicted model, not a curated record
CACACCAGGCAGUUCAGUACCUCGCAGGCCAGGCUAUCAGGAGAGGUACGCGUGAGGUUCGCCCCCAGCCCUACGGGGAUGAUGCAUCUGGGGGGACUCAGGACCGCACUGUACAACUACUUGUUUGCCAGAUCCCAGGGGGGAAAGUUUAUACUCAGGAUUGAGGACACUGACCAGACGCGGCUAGUUCCUGGGGCAUACGAGAACAUCAUUGAAGUUUUGGACUGGGCAGGAUUAACUCCUGAUGAAGGCCCACAUGUUGGAGGAGAAUAUGGGCCCUACAUCCAGACGCAACGUCUUCCAAUCUAUCAAGAAAAGAUACAGGAAUUAUUAAAGACAGGUGCAGCUUAUAAGUGUUUCUGCUCAGAAAAGCGGAUUCAUCUGUUGAAAAAAGAGGCGGCUAAGAUGAGGGAGGUGUUUAAAUAUGACAACAAGUGUCGCUCACUCACCCCAGAAGAGGUUGAGAAAAACAUGGCCAAUGGUCUGCCCUACACGGUCAGGUUGAAGUUGGAGGAUGUCAAAAAGCCCUGGAAUGACAUGGUGUUUGGACCCCUCUCUUCUGACAUAGCUAACCAUGAAGGGGAUCCAGUGCUCAUGAAGAGCAGUAAUCAACCGACUUAUCACUUUGCAAAUGUUGUUGAUGAUCACCUGAUGAAAAUAACACACGUUCUACGAGGAGUGGAGUGGCAAGGAUCCACCCCCAAGCACCUGCUGUUGUACAGAGCAUUUGGUUGGGAGCCGCCAAGAUAUGCGCAUCUUCCCUUAAUUGUCAACAGUAGUGGUAAGAAGUUUUCCAAGAGACAAGAUGAUGUGAGGGUGGAGCAUUACAUGAAAAACAAUUACAUCCCAGCUGCUGUCCUGAAUCUGAUCACAAUGGUGGGUGGAGGAUUCACAGAGAAUCAACCUAGUGGAAGGACUUUGGAAGAGCUGGUGCCUUUAUUUACAAUCUCAUCUAUCGUCCAGAGUCCAGGGAAGUUGAAACUUGAGAGAGUUGAUCACAUGAACAAACUUCACAUGAUCAGAAAACUACAGGAUCCAGCUGAGAGAAUGGAACUCAUUAACUCACUAAGAAAUGUAGUAAAAACGAAAUAUUCUGGUAAAGGAGAAAUGAUUGAAAUUGAUGAAGAUGUCUUAACUGAUGAAUUUAUUGGAAAAAUAUUUGAUAAUUUCCUGCAGGAAAGAAUUUGUAGAGUCGAAGACUUUGUCAAAGACGACUGGGAGUUUCUGUGGACAAGACCAACCAAAGUGUCAGUGAAAGAGAUUCAGUCCAUUCUUCAGAACGAACCAAAUAUGUUUUGGGAUUUGUGCAAGGAGGUGGAGAGUAUGCCAGAAAGCGAGUUCACACAGGAGAAGUUUUUGGCAAGACUUAAAGAGUUUGCUAAAAGAAAUAAUUACAAGAUAGCUCACUGCAUGAAGCUGCUGAGACAAAGCAUAAGUGGAAAGACUGGUCCACCUGUCGCUGAAAUGAUUGAUGUUUUAGGAAAGAAAAUAACUCUACAGAGACUGCAGUACUUUUCACAACAGUUAGAGACAUGAGGAAAAAAAACUGUGGUCUCAUCUUGGCUUGCAGACAGUGCCAUCUAUACACUAAAUACGACUGGACUAAGGCAGGGAGACCAUACCUUGGAUUAUUUUAAUGAGAAGGCUGGCGGGUAGGGGAGGGGGGGGUUGUGGCGUCUCAAUAGCUGUCACUUUCUUCGAAACUUAUGAUAUUACAGAAGCUGCAGAUGGUUAAAAAUUCUACAAAAACAUUUCAUACUGUGAGAGUAAUUGCUUAUAUGAAGUUUUUAAUAAAUGAAUACCCUUUA